AUGAUGAUGAACGGUUGUUGUGGGUGCUGUGGUCGCGCUGCGCUGGUGAAGCAGUGUCUGCUCGCCCUCAACACGUGGACACCGCGAUUGCUUGUGGGAUCCUGCCUCGCAUACAUGGCGCUGGACCGUACACGCUAUUCCCUCCUCUUUGUUGCUGGCUCUCUCCUUGAUGUCGCCGUCGGCAAGCUUGUCAAGCGUGUUGUGGAUGAAGGACGACCAGCAACGUCCAAGAAGCAAACGCGGGGCAUGCCCUCCACGCACGCCAACAGUCUCUUCUACUUUGCCGUCUCUACGCACCUCACACUGUACAACGCCUUCAACAACCCGCCGUCUCGAUUACUGCGUGAUGCCGUUCCUGCUUUGGGAUACGUCUGGGCAGCGAGCGUCGCAUACACACGCGUAUCGCUCACGGGCGAUCACACCCCGCCGCAGGUUGUUGCAGGGGCUGCACUCGGCACCGCGUUUGCCCUUGGCUGGCAUCAAAUUGCCCUCGCAUGA
Molecule: messenger RNA, 498 nt
Organism: Salpingoeca rosetta
Lineage: Eukaryota; Choanoflagellata; Craspedida; Salpingoecidae
Exons: 3
Coding region: 1-498 (165 amino acids)
Molecular function (GO): sphingosine-1-phosphate phosphatase activity
Source: RefSeq, a predicted model, not a curated record